AUGACGUGGCGAGCACAAUUGAAGGUGCAAAAGCUGAAGAAGCUGGACCCGAGAGCACAUAUCGGAUAUCUCGUUGGCUACGAUUCGACGAACAUCUUCCGAAUAUGGGUGCCACACAAAGGCAAAGUCAUCGCAUCGAGAGAUGUGAUCUUUGAUGAGAACACUUUCUUUGACGGUCGAAGAACCGAGCCUGAACUGAUUGACGAUCUCGAUGAUCUGAUACACAAAGUUCAAAUUACUGAAAGACAAUCGAGCAACGAAAGAGUGCUUGAAGAGGAUGAACAAAUCCUAGAUCCGCCAGAGCAAGAUGGCGAGAGCGACGCAGAAUCGCAAGAAAAUGAACAGGCCGCUGAGCAAAGCGAGCCAGUGGCUGAGCAAGCCACAAACCAAAGCUACAAUGAGAGAGAAGACUAUGAGCUUUCGAAGCUGAUGGAGGAAGCGUUUCAUACACCUCCACCGACGGAACCUGACCAGGCGCCAGAGGCAGUCUUAGCAGUCCACCUACCCGUCGCUGCAGAUGAGGGGAUGGAAAGGCACGGCAAACCAGAAGGCAGCCGGAGCGAAACGCAAGACAAACUAAUUGGUGACCGAAUGGCGGGAGACCGCUUCGAAGACUACGUCUCAGUCCCGGUAGAAACAGCAGUUCACGGGGCCUUUGUAGCAGGCAGAAAGUUCAAGCCGGCCAGGACGCACAAGCGAGACCUGCCAGAGCCACCAAAGACGUUUAGGGACCUCAAGGGCCACCCCUUCAAGGCAGACUUCCGAAAGGCACAGGAAGACCAUAUGGCAUCGCACAAGCAGAUGGGGUCAUUCCAAGAAGUGCCAAGGCGUCAAACCAGGGGCCAGCAGGUGCUAAGCUGCAUGUGGGUCUUCACCUACAAGACAGACAAGCAUGGCUACCUCGUGAGGUGCAAAGCAAGACUGGUUGUGUGCGGGAACCAACAGGCCAAAGGGGACCUGCCCACUCGAGCAACAACACUUGCAAGCAUGUCCUUUAGAGCGCUCAUGGCAAUUGCGGCAGAGUAUGACUUGGAGCUAGAGCAGAUGGAUGCGAUAAACGCAUUCGUGAACUGCGACCUGGAUGAGCUGGUAUUCAUGAGAAUGCCACCAGGCUUCGAGAAAUACGGCACCGUACUGCGACUGAAGAAAGCGCUGUACGGGCUAAGAAGGUCGCCGUUACUAUGGCAGAGAGACCUCACAGCAACCCUGCAAGACCUUGGAUUCAGCAAAAUCCCACAAGAACCAUGUGUAAUGCAGAAAGGCGGAGUGAUCGUCUUCUUCUUCGUUGACGACAUCAUCUGGGCAUACCGAAUGGUCGACAAGGCCUUGGCGAAAGAAGCCAUUGCUGGUUUGCAGAGGAAAUACAAGAUGAGUGUACUGGGAGACCCGAAGUGGUUCCUGGGAAUACACAUCAUCAGAGAUAGAGCUAAGCGAUCAAUCUGGCUGUCCCAAGAGGCAUACAUUGACAAGAUUGCUCACCAGUUUGACAUAGCUCUAGACUCAAAGCUGCCCAAAACCCCGAUGGCUGAAGAAGAGCUGCUACCAGCAGGCGUUCAAGCCGACCGACGAUCGAUCGAGCUAUACAUGAAGAAGUGA
Purpureocillium lilacinum is the source of this 1596-nucleotide messenger RNA. The record is from RefSeq and is a predicted model, not a curated record. Lineage: Eukaryota; Fungi; Ascomycota; Sordariomycetes; Hypocreales; Ophiocordycipitaceae.